AUGCAGUUCUCCAUCUUCGCCACCACCGCCCUCCUGGCCGUCGCCUCCGCGGCACCCAUCCUGCCUCGCGCCGUCUUUACCGACAAGACGUACAACCAGCUCUCCAUCUCUGGCGGCAAGGCCGGCAACGCCAAGGCCGAGGCCCUCGCCGCGCUGGCCGGCCUGCCCGCCGACAAGACCCAGGUCGAGAGGGCGGACCUGACGUUCCUGGAUCGCGUCAACAAGAUCGCCAACCAGGCCGAGACCCAGGCCUUCAACCCGGCCAUCGCCGCCGCCUCGGGCUCCGCAAAGGACGCUCUCGAGGCCGGCAAGACCAAGAACAAGGUCCUCAAGCUGACCGCCACCAUCCUCAAGCUCGAGGCCCAGCAGGCCCAGGGCGAGGACGUCGCCACCAAGCUGGCCGAGGAGCAGAAGAAGCUCGCCAACAACAUUGCUGCCGACACCAAGCGUGCUGGCCAGCCCAGCACUGCUCUGCAGUUUACUGCCAGCACGGCCUAG
This is a messenger RNA of Pyricularia pennisetigena, 498 nucleotides long. RefSeq lists its product as uncharacterized. The transcript has a single exon. The coding region runs from base 1 to 498 and encodes 165 amino acids. The record is from RefSeq and is a predicted model, not a curated record. NCBI's taxonomy places the organism in Eukaryota, Fungi, Ascomycota, Sordariomycetes, Magnaporthales, Pyriculariaceae.